AUGCCAGAAAAGCAAGAUAUGCCUUUUGCUCAAGAUACACGCUAUCUACUGCCAUCACUACUCUUUUAUCAUAUAUCCACUGCUGGCACUGAGCAAUGUCGACACCAUUUUCUUACAGUUACUCGCUCGCGCGAGGCAAAACUGACACUGCAAUCGGCAGUUGUUCCUGCACCAAAUACUCCCAUAACAGAACUUUCCUACAAGUCAUCUCAUCAAGAUCAGGGCGAAAUGAUGUCAAGGGUAAACACAUACGGACUGGCGGGAAAGGAUACUCUGGCAGUUGAUGAUGCCUCGCCUACAUUUAUUUGCAAGCACUGUAGUGUGCAUCUGUUUAUUUCACGUUCAACCGCACCUUCUAAAUCCAUAACUGGCUCGCCCAUUUCAUCACCACCCUCUGGAGUUUAUUCUUAUCUCCAUUCACCAAUGACUACACCUCGAAGUGAUAUGUUGGCAUUGGAUUAUCAAAUGGAAUCGAGCAGUAACACGCAUUCGCUUCGAUCAACUGGACUGCCGCCAUCACACGAAACAAACUCUUUUGCUUCUCAGUCCUCCUCAGUUUGUCCAUUGGAUCUACUUUGUACAACUGCGGUUGCCGUAAAUAGCUCAAGCAACCCCCAAAACAAGACUACUUAUGAUCCCAAUGCAUCCAAUAACUGCAUUAACAAGUCAAUCGCAGGAUCGAUGCCACAUUCAAUAUCAGAUUCCACCAUUGCAGAAACAGCACUGUGCGAUGAUUUGUGUAAAUCUCCCAACUCCAACAUAAUCAGUCAAGAAUUGGAUUCAGUGCAGCCUGUCAAUACUGUCAACUGA
Batrachochytrium dendrobatidis JAM81 is the source of this 810-nucleotide messenger RNA. RefSeq lists its product as uncharacterized. Lineage: Eukaryota; Fungi; Chytridiomycota; Chytridiomycetes; Rhizophydiales. The coding region runs from base 1 to 810 and encodes 269 amino acids. The transcript has 2 exons. The record is from RefSeq and is a predicted model, not a curated record.